Acanthopagrus latus (yellowfin seabream) is the source of this 2267-nucleotide messenger RNA. It is a transcript of the gene nudcd1, whose product is annotated as NudC domain containing 1. The coding region runs from base 116 to 1873 and encodes 585 amino acids. Lineage: Eukaryota; Metazoa; Chordata; Actinopteri; Spariformes; Sparidae. The record is from RefSeq and is a predicted model, not a curated record. The transcript is spliced from 10 exons.
GCUGUAAAAAGGGUCCGUGUGCGACAAGUCAGGAAACGUGUAUCUGACUGACUUCUUCAACAUCAUCAACUUGAGUCACAUCAACUUGUGGACGAGUCGGUCAUAAUUUAGAGACAUGGCUGCGUCGAAUUAUUCCUUGAAGGUCAACAGGGACCUGUUGGACCCGAACUUUGAAAGUUACAGGCUGUCUCUGGACGCCAUACCAACCUACAGCGUUGAGCUGGAUGCUGCUGUGGAGGAAGUGAAGCUGAAGGAUUCUCAGUACACCCUGGAACAUAUGCGUGCUUUUGGCAUGUACAAUUACCUCCACUUAGACCCUUGGUAUGACGACAGUGUUUUGUUUGUGGACUGCAAAGGAAGAGUUCUCAGUCUCACUGUCACCUUGGACACUGCACUCGGGAAGCCCAGAGAGGUCUACAAUCUAACCACCGAUUCCAGCCAGUGUGAGGAUCGACUUUGUGCAUCCCUCAGCCUCACCUCAGCGACCUGGGCGGCUCUGUCUGACGGCGUAGGCCGACUGUACCUUCUCCGCACCGGAAAGAGGGGAGGCAGCUCUCAUGUGAAGUGGGAAACGCUGUUCAGUGAAGACAUGGGGGAGCCUUUCACCAUCCUCCACAGCAUCUCGCAUGUCAAAGAUAAACUCCACACCAUGGAGCUCCUGCUGCUCCGCAUUCAGAAAGACCCACAGGAAACCAAAGGAAGUGGAUACUCAGUGUCUUUGGAGUGGAUCACAGUCGCCAACACUGCAGCACAUGGUCAGGAGAAGAAGUACGAGGUGAAGAAGAGGAGGGUCCUCAGGGGGAAGUCAGUGCCUCACUACGCAGCGUUGGAGCCACAGGGGAAGGGGAUGAUGUUGGCCUCGGAGAAACCGUUUGUCUUCACACAUGUGGACGGUCUUCCUGUGGAGCAGCCGGGCCCAGAGCCAAUGGAGGUGGAGAAGACAGAUCCCAUUUACUUUUGGCAGCAGACAGCGGAGGACAUCACGUUGUGCGUGCGCAUGCCUGAGGGUUUCAUCAAAGAGGAGGUGCAGUUCAGGCUGAUGGCAGACAACAUCAGCAUUGGAGUCCAGGGUUUCGCUGCUUUACUGGAAGGCCAGCUGUAUGCAUCCGUUGACCCUGAGGCCAGCACCUGGAUCAUCAAGAAUGACAAAAGUCUGGAGGUGACUCUGCAGAAGCGCAGUGAGGGACCGAUGUGGCCGGAGCUGGUGAUGGGUGACAGGAGAGGGGAGUACGUGAUGAACGACGAGCAAGCUGCGCUCAUCCACGAGAGACUGACAUACCUCACCUCUGAAGACAUGAACGGAAACCCUGACAAGGACAAGCCCCCUUGUAAUUCUCAGGAGCUGGAGGAUUGUGACGGGUUCCCAGAAGACAGCUUCAGCCUCACACACUUUGAUGGAGAAUCACUCAAGCCCACUCAGGUGGUUAAUCUGGGCAGCCAUCAGUACCUGUUCACGGUUGACGUGAACCCGUCCGAUAUGCCGUGUCUCUGCCUCAGACAUGACGUGGACGCUCUGGUGUGGCAGCCUCGUCCCGACCAGCCCAGCAACAUGUGGGAGCACAUCGCCACAUUCAACGCCCUGGGCUACGUCCAGGCCUCCAAACGGGACAAAAAGUUUGCGACCUGCGCUCCAAACUUCUCCUACGCUUCCCUGUGCGAGUGUCUCCGCCGCUCAUUCAUCUACCGCCAGCCGUCGCCAGUGGAAACCGUUCUUUUCAACAGGAAGCAGGGUCGUCAGAUAGGGCAGGUUGCCAAGCAACAGGUGGCCAGCCUGGACUCAGAUAAACCAAUCUUGGGCUUUCGAGCAACCAAUGAGAGACUGUACAUCCUGACCUCCUGUCACCUCUUUGUUCUAAAGGUCAAUAAUAAUUAGAUUUGGGACUCUGUUAGCUUUAGAUUUUGAUCUCUGUCCCACCCGCUGAGUGCGAUCAUUCCAAACUGAAGAUAUGUCGUCUCCUCCGACUGGAAAAAGAAACCUCCUCAUGUCUGAGUUAUGUCUGUGAAGUUCUCCUCAUGUUUCAUCCUCAGUGUUGCUAAAUGUCUAUAAGGUCGGAACAAAAGGAGGCAUGUUCAGAAAGACAAAUUCUAAUAAAAGCGUUUGAUGAUGCCGAAGUAUCUCAUGUGCAAACACGAUUAUGUGUAUUCCUCCUGAUGGACGACGGCCUGAUUGAAGGCUGAUGGGUGGUUGUAGUGUUUUGUUACACCGGGGAAAUCCCUCUCCUCGGCUCAUCUUACAAUCAUUAAAGUCAAAGUAUGAAAGAAGCGAA